Messenger RNA from Rodentolepis nana, 903 nucleotides. The record is from the annotation of a GenBank genome assembly. Lineage: Eukaryota; Metazoa; Platyhelminthes; Cestoda; Cyclophyllidea; Hymenolepididae.
AUGGCAGCAAGGAAGUUCAUUGACAUUGGCGCAAACCUGACGGACAGUAUGUUCUCAGGUUACUACAAUGGCUCUCAAAAACAUAAAAUAGAUUUGGAUCAAGUACUAUCCAGAGCAUUUCAGGCCGGUCUGGAAAAGAUUAUUGUAACGGCUGGUUGUAUGAAUGACAUUGCAGCCGCGAAAUCUCUCUGUUCAUCCGAUUCGCGUCUUUUUUAUACAAUAGGCUGCCAUCCAACUCAUUGCAAUGAAUUUGCUUCUCUUCCCGAUAAAUACUAUAAUGACCUGAAACAGGGUGUUAUCGAUGGCGACUCUAAAGUGGUUGCUAUUGGUGAAUGUGGUCUAGAUUACGAUAGGGAACAUUUCUGUACUCGAGAUGUUCAAUUACCCUAUUUCAAAAAACAACUGUGCCUUGCGUCCGAAAUGAAUCUGCCGCUAUUUUUACAUUGUCGUAACGCUUUUGAAGCCUUCAUUGAGUGCAUCAAAAAGCAUGUUGAGGAGCAUGGACCUAUCCAUGGUGUUGUACAUACAUUCUCUGGAAACAGUGAUCAAGCCAAAGAAGUGCUUGAUUUGGGUUUAUAUUUAGGAUUCAAUGGAUGUAGUUUGAAGACAAAGGCGAACUUGGAUGUAAUUGCAACCAUUCCCCAGGAUCGUAUUUUGUUAGAAACUGAUGCGCCUUGGUGUGAUAUCCGACCAACCCAUGCGGGUUUCCAGUAUGUAAAAACCAAGUUUGAGAAAAAGAAGCCCAACAGGUGGUCACCCGAGUGCAUGGUAGUUGGUCGGAAUGAACCUGCCAACAUCGUUCAGGUACUCGAAGUUGUUGCCGGUGUUCGUAACGAGUCACCAGAUGAAUUGGCUAAAGCUGCAUAUGAGAAUACUCUUAAAAUCUUCCCUCGACUGAUGUAA